Messenger RNA from Phytophthora sojae, 1923 nucleotides. RefSeq lists its product as hypothetical. Gene Ontology annotation, cellular component: endoplasmic reticulum; membrane. Gene Ontology annotation, molecular function: long-chain fatty acid-CoA ligase activity. The coding region runs from base 1 to 1923 and encodes 640 amino acids. The record is from RefSeq and is a predicted model, not a curated record. NCBI's taxonomy places the organism in Eukaryota, Oomycota, Peronosporomycetes, Peronosporales, Peronosporaceae. The transcript has 3 exons.
AUGGGAGGAGCCUGGGAGAUGGAUCAAGUCGCCACUGUGCGCGUGAAAGUCCCCGAGAACGGCAAGCCCGACCUCGCCUCACGUGAGCCAACGACACUGAUCGAGACAUUCGCGACCACAGUGGCCAAGGCGGCCAACAGCAGGGCCUUCAGCAUCAAGAAAGAUGGCGAGUGGGUCACACACACGUGGCAGCAGUACUACGACGCUAGCAAGCAAUUCGCUCGGGCGCUCAUCCACGUCGGCGUGCAGCCCCACGAAGCUGUCAAUGGGCUCGGCAACAACUGCCCCAAGUGGCUCUUCGCCUACAUGGGCACCGUCCUGGCUGGUGCGGUGAUCGCCGGCAUCUACGGCACGAGCAACGCUGAAGCGUGUCAAUACGUCUCGGCUCACUGCGAGACCAAGGUGGUGGUGGUGUCUUACAAGGAGCAACUGACCAAGUACUUGUCCGUGCUGGACCAACUGCCGAAGCUGAAGGCUCUGGUCGUGUGGAACGAAAUCGACCAGCACUUGACGUGGGAGUCCUCUGCCAUCUCAUUGGCAGACGGACGUCCACGUCACAUCUACGCGUUCAGCGAGUUCCUCAAGCUGGGUGAUCAAGUGGAGGCGAGUGUGUUGGACGAGCGUAUGGCGGCUCAGCAGCCUGGACACUGCUGUUCACUCGUUUACACUUCUGGUACGACGGGACCACCGAAGGCUGCCAUGAUCUCUCACGACAACCUUACGUGGAUCACAGCCGCUGCCUUGAACGCUCAUCCCGAAGCUCGAGAAGCAAAGCGAAGUGUGAGUUUCUUGCCGCUCUCUCACAGUGCAGCACAGCUUCUCGACAUCCACGUUCCUCUGAGUAUCGGCUCCGAGGUGUAUUUCGCUGGCCCCAAUGCACUCCGCGGCGGUCUAUUGGCCACGCUCCAGGAAGUUCGGCCUCAUUACUUCUGCGGCGUUCCUCGCGUCUGGGAGAAGAUGAUGGACGCACUCAAGGACAAACUCGGAGCUGCCCCGGACGGGAUCAAAAAGUCCUUGUUGGAGUGGGCCACGGGCACGAGUGUCACAUACUUGGACCAAACUCAAUACGGGUCGACCCCGACCGGCUUUGGUCUACGAUACUCAAUCACUGACUAUCUCGUGCUCAGCAAGAUUCGGUACGCCCUCGGACUCGAUGAAUGCACCACCUUCCUCACAGGCGCCGCGCCGACUUCGCUCGAGGUCAUGCGUUUCUUCCAGUCGCUGAACAUCCAGCUGUACGAGCUCUACGGGCAGACAGAAUCGACAGGACCACUCACCUUCAGUAUGCCCGGCACGUGGAAGCUGGGCAGUGUCGGGCCUCCGCUCGAGGGAACCCAAGCUCGAAUCGACCCAGCCACUGGUGAAAUCAAGUACACCGGUCGUCACGUCUUCAUGGGCUACCUGCACGACGAAGAAGCCACUAAGAAAACUGACGGGUACCUAUCCAUCACUGGGCGCCUCAAUGAGCUCAUCAUCACUUCGGGUGGUGAGAACAUCCCGCCCGUGCUGAUCGAGAACGAGAUCAAAGCCGAACUGCCAGCUCUAGCCAACGUCAUGGUCAUCGGAGAGAAGCGCAAGUACCUCACCUUCCUCUGCUCGCUGCGCGUGGAGCCUGACGCUGUUACAGGAGCACCGACCGACAAGCUGGACAAGGUGGCGUUGGCUGUGGCGAAGGAGAUCGGCAGCGAAGCCACCACCGUCGCCGAAGCUCAAGUCUGCGAGAAGUUCCGACAGUACAUCACCGAAGGAAUGGCGCGAGCCAACACCCGAGCCGCGUCUCGCGCCCAGCACGUGCAGAAAUUCUUCAUCAUCCCACGCGACUUCUCCAUCGGCGGCAAUCAGCUCACGCCCACGAUGAAGGUGAAGCGCUCGGUCGUCGAGGAGACGUACCAGCAGGAUAUCGAGAAGAUGUAUUCAUCGUGA